This is a messenger RNA of Xenopus laevis (African clawed frog), 2941 nucleotides long. It is a transcript of the gene kctd15.L, whose product is annotated as potassium channel tetramerization domain containing 15 L homeolog. Gene Ontology annotation, cellular component: nucleus. The record is from RefSeq and is marked provisional. Gene Ontology annotation, biological process: protein homooligomerization. Lineage: Eukaryota; Metazoa; Chordata; Amphibia; Anura; Pipidae.
GGGUUCCUGGCGUUCUGCUCUCACACAGACCAGCCUGCUCCUUUUUCUCUCACACACUCAUUUGGGAUUUUUUUUUCUUUUUCUUUUAUUGGGGUGUUUUUUCUUACAUUUUUUUUUGGUGUGUGCUGGAGACAAGCUGAAGGUGGGGGAACGUACGGAGAAAGGGGCACGAUACCCACAGCAAGAGGAGAAGCUGCUGAGAAGCUGCGAGUGAAGCUGAAGGGGGAGAGACUUUGUCCAGCUAGCAAGGAGGGAAGCAAAAUGUCCCGUCUGUCUCUAACCCGCUCCCCGGUUUCUCCCCUGGCUGCCCAAGGAAUACCUCUUCCAGCACAGCUUACCAAAUCCAAUGCUCCGGUACAUCUAGAUGUAGGAGGACACAUGUAUACCAGCAGUCUGGCCACCCUGACAAAGUAUCCAGAUUCCAGAAUCAGUCGGCUGUUCAAUGGCACAGAACCCAUUGUACUGGACAGUUUAAAACAACAUUAUUUUAUUGAUCGAGAUGGUGAAAUUUUCCGGUACAUUUUAAGCUUUCUGAGGACCUCUAAGCUGCUUCUCCCUGAGGACUUUAAGGAAAUCAAUCUUUUGUAUGAAGAAGCGAAAUAUUAUCAGCUGCUUCCCAUGGUCAAAGAACUGGAACGAUGGAAACAAGAUAAAGAGCACAGGAAGCAUUUCCAGCCAUGUGACUGUCUGGUUGUUCGAGUGACCCCUGACCUGGGGGAGAGGAUUGCUCUAAGCGGAGAAAAGGCUUUAAUAGAAGAGAUCUUUCCUGAAACCGGAGAUGUGAUGUGCAACUCUGUGAAUGCCGGCUGGAACCAAGAUCCAACCCAUGUCAUUAGGUUUCCACUUAAUGGUUACUGCAGAUUAAACUCCGUGCAGGUACUAGAGAGACUGUUUCAGAAGGGAUUUCAUGUUGCCGCAUCUUGUGGAGGUGGCGUUGACUCCUCGCAGUUUAGUGAAUAUGUAUUGUGUCGUGAGGACCGGAGAAUGCAACCAAACACAAUGAGGAUAAAACAAGAGCCACUUGACUGAUGUUAGGCAUCACUUUGUAUCCCUAGAAGUGCGCAUUAGUCCUUGGUAUGAAACCUUCAGGAUCUGCAAACCAGUAUUAAUGAACUUCUUGUGACUACUUGUUGCCAGUUUGUAAUAUUAUAAGACAGACUGAUUGACAGGCACAUGCCUCACAACUGCAACUUUUGAGAGUACUUAACCCGACUGGUUGACUAUGGAUAUAUAUUCAUCUCAACAGCUGUGCUGUAAAGAGAAAAGACCAAUCAUGGAUUUUUGUUGACCAUUAGAAACAUCACAUUAUUAUCAGUGAUGAAAAUCAUUUUUCCCCUUUUUAUUUUAUUUGAAGACCCGCUCCCAGUAUGCUGCAUUGAACAGUUUUCUUAUCCCCAUCUGUACAUUUGAUGCUUCAAAUAGACUUUUUCCAGUUAAAGGUUUGAAGACAUGGACAUACAGUAUACCCAGAGAUACCCAGCUACAGAGCACAUGGUCACAACCUUAAGCGAAGAAACAAUAUAUUUUGCAAAUGUGUGCUACAUGGAUAACAUUUGGAUCCCAUCAGAAUCAACAACUCUUGCCUUGACCCAAAUUAUUUCAUUAUUAUGCAUGGUUAGGAGGACUGGUUAAAGAGAAAUAUAUAGUGCAAAAUCAAGAUUUCCAACCUAUUGUGCUAUUUAUUAUAUAUUUAAACAGAAGAACCAAUGGAGUUUCAGUUGUUAACCAACUUUAAGCUGCUAAAUUGAUUUCUGUUUCAUAUGAUCUGGGUGUAAUUUAAAUUAAUGGGUAUAUUUGCAAUGUUUGGACAACUAAUUAAUGCCUACACUCCAUAGAAAUUGUAAAAAGGGCAGACAUGAGCAUUAGAGAUAUUAGUUAUAGUCACAAUUACUGUUUGAUAAGGAUUAUACUGCCAACAGCCCAUGUAGACCCAAGAGUAGUGAUGGGCGAAUUUGUCCCGUUUCGCUUCACCACGAAAUUCAUGAAUUUCCCUUGAAACUCGCGAACCGGGAGAAAAAUUAGCGAAAUGCAAAUUUUAACAUUUGAUGCGCAUUAAAGUCAAUGGCCUUCCAUUUACUUGUCACUGGCGUCAAAACCUUAGGCCAAUUUUCACAGCAAUUUUGUGAAUUUAUUCACCAGAGGCGAAACAUGGAAAUUCGCAGUGAAUUCGUGCCUUGCAAAUAAAUUCGUCCAUCACUACUCAAGUGAUAUUACUGUAGCGGCAUUUCCAGGCGAAGCUACUGGUGAGGCAGCUCUUUAACAGAACUGAAAUAAAUUGGUACAGUAUUUAGAAUAUACUUUAACUGAGGACCUAAAUUUUUUACGUGAUAAAAAAUAUAGUGCUAAACAGCUAACGUUUGCCUGUUCCUGGUAUCACAGAUUUCUUAGCUCCAGAUUUAUUUCCUUUUUAUCAGGGUUUACAGAUGAACAGACAUUUUGAUAAAUCCUGUUUUUAAACAUGUUCUUUAAACAAGUAUUUAUCCUUAUGCUCGGCCCACGCAUAUUAAUUUAUAGCAUUUAAUAAUGACUUGAACAGACAUAUAUGGUAAGCUAAUGUAUAUAACAAUUGUAUGACCAAUCUUAGAUGCCAAGAAUGUUUUAAUGCAAUAGUUCUGACGUUGCUUGCAGUAGCAGAAUCCUUCAGCCCUGGAAGUUGUAUUCGUGUACAAAGGACAAUAGAUCACUACAUGAUUAGCAUCCAAUAUAACCAUUUUGAAAAUAUUUUGUGCGACAGUUUUAUACCCACGACGAACAAUUAUUGGUGCUGUCAUAUUGGAGUACUUGGCACUGCGUUUGAAUUUGUACAUAAAAUAUAUGUAGACUUGUAUAAUAUACAUUAUUGUAAAAAUAUUGUCAUGUACUUGUGUAUACAUAUUUCUAAUAUAGUAUUCAUGCCAUAAACAUUUCUGUAUAGUAAAGAAAAAAAAUGGUUAAACAGAAA